AUGAAGCAAAUCAAGAUGAAUUACAGCCCUGGCCCUCCCUCCCAUCCUCUGACAUCUAAACGGGGAAUGAGGUCGCUCUGCCUCCGACCUGCGGAGGGAUCACGCGGCAGUGGAGGGCAGAUAAAAGCCCUUUGGACGAGGUUCACCGCCGUCCUUGUUGUUCACUUGGGAGCAGUGGAGAGGAAAACGGUCCCCACGGGCGGACUUUGGCUUCUGGAGGCGCGGGGCUGGUCGGUCUCAGCCUCGCGGAGCCUCCGCCGGGCUCGGGGGCGGGGGAGGGGCGGCGGGGGAGGGGCCGGGGAGCAGGGAUUUGGGGCUGGGGGGCUGGAUGCGCCAACAAGACCUGCUGGGAGGAUUGGCUCGGCUUGUGCUGAAACUGAACUCUUAUUUCGAGGAAAUCAAUCAAUCCGCAGGAAACAAAAAUGGAAGUCGAGGUUGGGGAAGACUUGUCACUUCCCCGACUUGAGUGGUGCGGGCUGGGGGCGGAGACUUGGGAGACUGAAGAGAGGCCCUUACUCCCACCUCAGCGCCUUUCCCAGGACUCCCAGAAGGGAGAAUGACCCUCCUCACCUCCCUUUCCCAACCCACCCUGGCUCGCCUUUCAGCCCCUUCCUGCACCUCCUUUUCCCUUCAAGUGAGAAUAGCCUAGUUCCCGAGCUGCCGGAGUCGGUUCCCUCGCCCCUCCCGCUUCCACGCGGGUCCCCCCCACCCCCCAGCCACCGUUACUGCCACCACCUCGGUUCCACUCAAUCGAUUUUUGCUGCAGGUCAACAUUUAUUACCGCAGUCCCCCCUGCAGGCAGUCCUGGGCAGGAACCUUUAUCUUCGUUCCUUUGGGGAGAUGAGACCUGGAGUCUUUUGUGCUGCUGUCCCUGAAAAGUCGGUGGAACAGCAUAUGGAACAUGACUUGGAACCACGACUAAUGGUAACCUGGUUUGGGGGCACUUCCUCCGUUCUGCUUAGUAUCAACAACCCAGCCCACUCAACCCUGCUUCUCUGGGCGGAUAUCUGGGUGGGGUUACUGCACCCAGAUGAAACUUGAUGGCAUCUUCCUCGGUCCUCCCGGAUGAACUGGCACAGCCUUCUCCAGGGUCACUUCACGCGGCCGCCCGUGUUGGAUGGACCGUGAGUCUGACUGAUACACCCCUGCAUGUGGGCACGGCAGAGGUGGAGACCCUGCCGGCUGUCCCCAGCGCCACAGAAAGGGAUUUGCCAACUGCCAGAGCCCAGGGCGACAGACGACAGGUCACUUUGUUAGGAAAUAAGAUAAUAUCCAACAAAAGAAAGUAAAAUAAAACCCUUCUUAGGCGGGCGCUGGGCCUCCGGGCGAUGUUCAUUCACAGGGCUCUCCUAACCUCAAUGCCUCCACCCCAGCCUAAAACCCGUGAAAUCAUAGGAGCCACUCUUAUCUGAUGAGGCAGGAUCUUGUUUGUCAGAUUCUCCGACAGGGGCGAAACACUCCCGUCUGCAAAUUCAGGGCUGCAGCUCCCGGCGCGAAGCUCCCCUCCCCAGCCCGGAGCCUGCCUGCCUCGUGCAGCCCUGCGCCCGGAGUGCCAGCCUGGACAGCUGACCCGGGCGUUCUGGACCCCUGGAUUCUGCAGGGCCACGCGGCCCAGCCCUGCGGGGGACCCGCGAAGCCGCCGCUCCACCUGACCGUGCGCCCGGGGGGCGGCAUCACCCUGGGCCUCCCUGCCGCCGAACUGUGGCUCCGGCACCACUUGCUAUUGACCACAACAGCUGCUUUAUCUUGAUGUUCCUUUUUUUUUGGCCGGCGACGUGGGAGAAGGGCGGUGGCCAGACGUGCCGCCUCGCAUGACCCUGACGGUAUUUUCAGAGGCACCCGGAGAAGCGGCGGCCCAGAGGGCAACCUACGCACCUCCGGGGACUCUUCUCGGGUCCCUCCGGACAACAAAACCGGAAUCUAAUC
Dama dama (fallow deer) is the source of this 1926-nucleotide messenger RNA. RefSeq lists its product as uncharacterized. The record is from RefSeq and is a predicted model, not a curated record. Lineage: Eukaryota; Metazoa; Chordata; Mammalia; Artiodactyla; Cervidae. The transcript has 4 exons. The coding region runs from base 1 to 1041 and encodes 346 amino acids.